AUGGAUCCAUUCAUCGUCAGCCCUUUGCGACAGUGGAAGUUGGAAACAACCUACGACAAUAGCGGGCAGAGAUGUCAUCAACAGCCAUCGGGCGAUGAGUGCUGGCGACCGAUCAAAAGGCUGGGAAAUGGCAGCUUUGGCGACGUCUGGCAGGAGCUCUGCGUCUCUGGGCCCUCGCAAAACGCAGUCCGCGCCGUAAAGCACCUGCACAAGCGGCAAGCUAAAUCCUCUGAGAUGUCGAGACGCGAACUCGACGCUCUAGUCACUUUUUCCGAUCCCAAGACGGCGGAGCACAAGCAGUACCGGGAUCACUUUGUCCAAUUCCUCGGCUGGUUUGACGAUGCAAAUUGUUUCUACCUGGCAAUGGAGCUCCUCGAAUACGGCGACCUUCAAAAAUAUAUCACUGCGCCAUUCCCUGAACCCGAAGCCGCAUCGAUUGUCGCCCAAGUCGCGCAAGCUCUGCAGUAUAUGCAUCGGAACAACUUCGUUCAUCGUGACAUUAAACCCCUAAAUAUUCUAGUGUCCUCCCCCGGCCCAAGCUGGCACGUCAAAGUCGCUGACUUCGGAAUCGCUAAAAAGGUGGACGGCACCGCGCUCGGUACACACAACAUUGGGACGCCAGGGUAUAUAGCACCAGAACUUUACGGUGACUCGGCAGAUAAAUAUACGGCGGCGGUCGAUGUGUGGUCACUUGGGGCCGUGGCGUUCUGCCUGCGCACAUGUUUCCCACCCUUCCGCAGCGUCAAUCACCUGCUAGACUACGCGCGAAAUCAUGGAGUCGAGUUUCCCAUUGAGCCCUUGUGUGACUCGAGCGCGUGGUGCAUGAACUUUGUCCAUGUCACAAUGGCAGAUGUUCCACAACGACGACUGACGAUGGAGCGCGUCCUCGCGCACAAGUGGCUUUCUGGGCAAUCAGGCUGGCGUGAGAGUGUUGUCCUGGGUGGAAGCUCAGCGACCGGCUCAGGGACGUUCAGCCUAUCGCCGUUGAACGCCUGGUCUAAUACAUACAGCAGCCCCGCAAUGCAGCAAGAGCGAUCGCUGUCUCCCGCAACACCUCUUACGGAACCAGAGCCGACAUUGUUACCGCUCCCCUCCCAUCUCUCCUCUCUACAACAGGCGUCUCGUUCUCAGUUGGCUGAUGGGAUUGCAAACCUUGCAGUAGCAGGUGACGAGCAAGGGAACGAUAACAACACGGAAGAUACCACGUCGGCAGCCCCUUCCAAUGAAGAAUCAUUUUUGAUCGAUCUUGCAAGGGAACAUUGCGAACAAGGCCAGUACGACUGGGGGGAGAAACUAUGGGCGAAGAUACUUGAGUUGCGACGACAGAAACUGGGCACCAAUCACCAGGAAACACUUGAUGCUUUGGAAAGCCUUGCGAUGGCCUACCAUGAGCAAAAGAAGUAUGAAGAGGCAGGACAAGCCAGCAAAGAGCUCGUUAGGGCUCGAAAGGAGGCACUUGGCGACAUGCAUCCCGAUACAAUGAAUGCCUUGCAAAGCCUUUCUGAGAUCUAUGCCAAAGAGAAAAAGUUCAAGGAGGCGGAGGAAGUUGCCACAGAACUCGUCGGCCUGCGACGGGCCUCAUCAGGCUCUCAAAAUCAAGAUAUGAUCCACGCACUGCAUAUCCUUGCGGAAGUUUACUGCCAAGAGAAGAAGUUCAGAGAAGCGGAGCCUUUUGCCGCAGAGGUAGCCAGUUUGCGACAGAAGACCCUGGGCCCGAUGGACCCCGCUACCAUCAGAGCCAUGCGCGGUCUCGCAUACAUAUAUAAUCAACAAGGCAAGUACGAGGACGCACAGUAUAUUAAUGUGCAUACCUUGCAGCCAGAGACAAAAGGUACUCGGGUACAUCUCAGCACACCUACACAAAGGUUGCAUGACAAGGUGGCAGAGUCUAAAGAUACUGGAAAGGCUCCCGAUGGCCACCAGAAGAUCAGAUUGAGUAUCAUCGGCGCCCAUGGUCUACGCAGAACGGGUAUUUUCUCCCGAGCUAGAAUACCUUUCCCCUAUGCGGUCGUCUGCGUCAACGGAGAUAAAAUCUUCUUGACUGUACUUGGGACGGACGCCUUGAACCCACCCCGACACUGGAACGAGUAUACAGAUUUUGCGGUAAACAAAGAUACUAAUGUCGACAUAUCGAUCCACAACAUGAACAAGAAAGGCGAUGAGUACAUAGGUCACUUCGACUUUCGAGUCGGCGAUACCAUUGAUCUAGCACAUGAGGUCAACAGUGAGUUCCAGUUGCCAAUAUCCAAAGCUGCAAGAUCAUCGGCCUUUCCGCUAACAGAGGACGUGCUAGUCACAUUAACGCGUGAUCUGACGGUGUACAAGGGCAAGGGCAAGGCUGGCAAAGUGAAAUUUCGUAUUUGCAGUAUUGACAGACUCCGUCGAGAGGCUCCCCAACCAAGCAAGCAAUUAACAGGGUCAACCGAAUUGCCCAGCAGCACUGCAGAUGACCGCGAGGCCUUUGAUGACCGCAUCACAAUAACUGGACCUGCAGGGUCAACUGAAUUGUCCAGCAGCACUGCAGAUGACCGCGAGGCCUUUGAUGACCGCAUCACAAUAAUUGGACCUGCAGAGAGACGCCCCGGGGCACCAAUGAGAUGGGACGGACAAAUGGACAAAGAUACCCUAUAUAAUGAGUUAUGGUACAAGGUAUAG
Messenger RNA from Aspergillus mulundensis, 2655 nucleotides. RefSeq lists its product as uncharacterized. The record is from RefSeq and is a predicted model, not a curated record. Lineage: Eukaryota; Fungi; Ascomycota; Eurotiomycetes; Eurotiales; Aspergillaceae. The transcript has 7 exons. Gene Ontology annotation, molecular function: ATP binding; calmodulin binding; calcium/calmodulin-dependent protein kinase activity. Gene Ontology annotation, biological process: peptidyl-serine phosphorylation; intracellular signal transduction; protein autophosphorylation. The coding region runs from base 1 to 2655 and encodes 884 amino acids. Gene Ontology annotation, cellular component: cytoplasm; nucleus.